Molecule: messenger RNA, 927 nt
Organism: Helobdella robusta
Lineage: Eukaryota; Metazoa; Annelida; Clitellata; Rhynchobdellida; Glossiphoniidae
Exons: 6
Coding region: 1-927 (308 amino acids)
Source: RefSeq, a predicted model, not a curated record
AUGGGAGCAUGGGAGCUAACGAAAUGGGAGCACAGAUCAGACUUUAAUAUUUUGCUAAUAAUCUCAGAGUGUUUUCUACAAAAACGUAUAAAAGUUUCGUGCAAAUUAUACAAAAAAAUUGCAGGAUUAAAUUAUAAAAGAAAUCUUGCUUUCAAAAAAUUGGUAUUAUCAACUGAUUUAUUUACCGUUGACUACGGAGAUUUCAGUAAGGAACAAUUGGUUGACGGGCGGAUAUUGGGCGAGGGUAUGAUUCAUUUGUCUAGCAGUAAUCCCGGAAAUGAAGAAGAAUGGAUUAUUGUUGACUUGGAGGAUGUGUACGAAGUUGGAUACGUUGAAUUGUACAAUAGGUGGAAUUAUAAAUUCUCUCAAGCCUUUUUAGACCACGGGCUCUGCAUGUACGCAAUGGACCGUGUAAAAGACCUGAAAGUAGGUCUCAACGAAACACUGGAGCUUGCAACAAAAUUCAAAAUAGGCAGCUACGAAUUAUGCGGCAUACUUACUGAGGUACGUAGAGCGGGUCUUCCGAUGAGAGUUACCUGCCAAGGAAAAAAAACUGGUCGUUAUGUCAUCAUACAACCAAGAACAAUAAAUUUGGGUCUUGGAAUAAAAGAACUUGAAGUCUACGAAGAAGAUGGCAUUCGUCAAUUAGUUGACUUCAUUGGAUGUUUUGAGUUUUACAAUGCGACGCUUACUUCCUCUCAAUCGAGCCUCAUUUCUUGUCAAGAUGCUUGUGAAAAAUUUGACGAUAAGAAAUUAGUUUUUGCAUUAAAGCGCUCAUCAGUGAAUUUUGCAAACAGAUGGAUCUUGAGAUCUGCUCUGAACUUCACAAGUGAUGAAGCAGUUAGAGAAAGAAGUAGAGAGUUUUAUAGAAAAGAGCUAGAAAAAGCAAAUGCAAAUUUAGCAAAAUUAUUUCAAUGGAAAAAUUAA